UCAACCAUUGACGGGUGAAGAGGAGGCGGGCUGAGACUUGCUAAGGAAGUGACGUAAGAAACCAGCGCCAAGGAACAAGCGAGCUAGGUGUCAAGGCGGGCCAUGGCCCCUCGACGGCUCCUAUUGGUCGGGGAGGGGAAUUUCUCCUUUGCUGCUGCUCUGAGCGAGACCACGGAUCCGAGAUCUAGUAUAACUGCCACCUGUCUCCAACACCCCGCCGACUUGGCCCGUGAUCCAGUGGCCCGCGAGAACCUGCAGCGCCUCCGCAAGCGAGGGGCCGAGGUACGUUUCGGUGUGGACUGCACCCAACUGGCAAAUGCCUUUGAACCACACAACCGGAAAUUUGAUCGAAUUUAUUUUAAUUUUCCUCACUGUGGACGCAAAGCUGGUGUAGCUAAGAACAGGGAACUGCUUGCCAAGUUUUUCCAGAGCUGUGCGGAUGUUCUUGCGGAGGAAGGAGAAGUUCAUGUGGCACUGUGUAGAGGACAAGGUGGUACUCCUGCUGACAAACCCCAGAGAGAAUGGCACAACAGUUGGCAAGUGGUUGCCAUGGCAGCUCAGGGAGGUCUCAUUUUAAGUGACGUCCUUCCCUUCAGCUGUGAAGCUGUGCCAGGAUACAAGUGCACUGGAUAUAGGAGUCAAGAUAAAUCCUUUCAUGUAGAAGGUGCUUUGAACCAUAUCUUCACCCAGAGCUUACCCUUUGACGGUUCUCAACCCAGAAUCUUCAGAAUCAAGCUGAGAGACAAGUGUUUUUCCUUUGUAGAACCAGAAGCCCUUGCAGGAAAGCUGAACAGGGGUUUUCUGGAAGCAUCUUCAUGUCAUCCUAUCAAAACCAUAAAUGAAAAACUCAUUGCUGAAUUGGGCUCAGCUUUCCCUCUGAAAGUGCUGAAGUGUUCUUCUACCCUACUGCCACAGGAGAGCACCAAUGUUUGCCCUUCCUGGAAUUAUGACAUUCUGUCUGCCUUCUGGGUCAGUCUCUAUGAAGAUAACUUAAAUUCCAUGUCUUUGACUGGUGAAACAACACAAGAAGUGGAGGGCUCUCUGGUGUCAUUUUCAGAACUUAUCCUUGCUAGGAAGCCCAGAGGAGAUGAUAACGAAGAAACUCCUGAAGGAGUCUAUGGACAAGUCAAGGUCUGUCUUAGAUCUUCUCUUCUAGUUCAUGUUCAGGCUGUCAUUCAAGCACCAGACUUCCUCCCAGGUUCUUUGCACAUCCUCAGUGGACCCGUUUUUCGAAAGUGCCACAUUUUGCCAUUCACAAUGCCAGCAUUUCAUGAGACUUUAGUUAUCUUUGGGGUCAAUCAGAACCUGAAGCAUGACUGCCUUGUAUCAUUGCUGGAUCACCUAAAAGCUACUCUGGAGACUCUUCUCACCCAGACACUGCCAGAGGAUGCUAAGCUAAGCAGUUCAGUGGAGUUUGUCCUUCAACCAAAUAGAAAAGAUUAUAUGAUUCAUGUGAAGUCCUCUAAUUUUGGCUCACAUUGUGUGAAAGAUCUGAUUAUUGGGGCUGUCAUCACAUCUGCUACAAGCAUUACACAUAAGGACCAAUGUUUUGUGGUUGUAUCUAUAAACUUGGACUUAUUAACUAUGCUUGUCUGGAGUAUCUAUGACUGGAGAAUGUUGUGGACCUUUGAUAACCGUUUCCUGAAAAAUUUUGUCCCUGAGAAAACAGCACCCUUUAAAAGCUAUUCCCUGUAUCCUCCAUGCUAUGUGCAUGAUAUUAGUUUUUGGUUAGAUGAACAGAAAGGAUUUGAUGAACUAGAGUUUCACACUGUGGCCCGAGCAGUGUCCCAGGAAACUAUUACAUCCAUACAGUUACUUGGUCGUUUUCAGCACCCAAGGACUGGACAGAUCAGCUUAUGCUAUAGAUUAACCUACCAGACAUGUGAUAAGGCCCUUACCCAGCAACAGGUCGCAUUAAUGCAGUUUCAGUUUAGAAAAGAGAUUCAAAAACGACUACAUGUUAUACCUCGAUAAUUUAGUAAAUUCACUUCUACAGUAUGAUCCUUCAUUGGGUACGGAUGAAAAAGAAUAGCUUAGAAUUGGUUGUGUGUCCUCCCUAGACU
Molecule: messenger RNA, 2063 nt
Organism: Octodon degus (degu)
Lineage: Eukaryota; Metazoa; Chordata; Mammalia; Rodentia; Octodontidae
Gene: Fdxacb1
Product: ferredoxin-fold anticodon binding domain containing 1
Exons: 5
Coding region: 103-1974 (623 amino acids)
Biological process (GO): rRNA base methylation
Cellular component (GO): cytoplasm
Molecular function (GO): rRNA (uridine-N3-)-methyltransferase activity
Source: RefSeq, a predicted model, not a curated record